AGCCUAUCUUAGCUAUAAGCGAAGUAAUAAUAAGGUGGGAGAGAAAGGGUUAGUGGGAAACGGUUAUUGGAUACGGAGGGCAGGGGUAGUAAUAGGAGGACUGGGGAGGAGCAGGGCAUUUGUGACGCCCACGGACUUCCGCAGCCAUUCAAUGCUCCACCAAACGCAAAUCCCUUCUUCCUCCCCUCUCUUUACCUUCAACCCCUCCACCACCACCACCACCUCCUCCUCCUCCUUUAUUCCCCUCCCUGUUUACCCUCUUCAAUCCCCUCUUCAGUUCCACUCCUCUCAGGUAGAAAAGGACAGAAGAAUGGAGGGGGCGCUGAAAAGUAGUUUGAGGUCGGAACCGUUGGCCGCCUCUGGCCAGCCGGACCACCAGGGUCUCCUUGCCGACGACCCGGCCUGGGCCGCCGUGGAGAGAGGCAACCUCUUAUUAGGGGAGGGUUUCUCGGUUGACGAACUUCUCGACCUCGGGGAAUUCGCCGAGCCCGAGAAGGAAACAGAGGAGAAGCCGGAUGCAGGAGCGGAGUCCGCGAAAGCAGAGGAGAACUCCAACUCCUUGUCCUCCUGCUCCUCCUCCGUCCUCUCCUUCGAACUACCGCCGCCGUCGGAGAUUUGUUUACCGUUGAGUCCUUUGCCAUUAAUGGUUCAAGAUGUGGAAGAGCUGGAAUGGGUUUCGCUCAUUAUCGACGACUCCCUUUCGGAGUUUCCACCGUCGUGCUCUGGUAUAGCGCCGCCCUUCCCACCGCCGCCGCCGCCUAAACCCCAGGCGGAGUCUCCGCCAGAGAACCGCCCGGCCUCUUCCCGGCCCCCCACCGUCUGCGCCCUCUCCACCGAAGCCCUUGUCCCGGUCAAGGCCAAGCGCAGCAAGCGCUCCCGCUCCGCCACCGCCGGCUGGUCCCUCUCCGGCCCUCCCUCUUUUGCCGACUCCUCCACCACCACAAUCACCUCCUCGUCGUCCUCCUGCUCGUCCUCGUCGUCAUCCUUGGAAUCCUGCCUCAUCUACGAACCCACCGCCUGUGGCGGUGGCGAUUACAACCUCUUCCUCGACAACAUCCCGCCUCCGCCGGAGCCGCCGUCCAAGAAGCAUAAACUGAAGAAGGGGGGCUGGAAACCGAAGCCGCCGCAGGCGGCCUUCACUGCCGUGGCCGCCGGCGGAGGCGAGCGGCGGUGCAGCCACUGCGGGGUUCAGAAGACGCCGCAGUGGCGGGCGGGGCCGCUGGGGGCGAAGACUCUGUGCAACGCGUGCGGCGUCCGGUUCAAGUCCGGCCGCCUGCUGCCGGAGUACCGGCCGGCGUGCAGCCCCACCUUCAUCAGCAACGUCCACUCCAACAGCCACCGGAAAGUCCUUGAGAUGCGCCGGAAAAAGGAGGCUGAGCUCCUUGCCUCCAGCGCCCUGCCAGUCCCCUCCUUCUGACCGUCCCGGUCCGGUCCGGUUCGGUUCGGCUGUACAUUGUGGACCGACCCCCUUUUAGAGUUUAGCCUGUCGCGGUUUGCAUUUUUUACCCUUAUAGCGGCUUAGCUUUUUCGUGUUCUUUAGCUUUUGGUUGCUGUUGUUUCUAGUUAUCAGGCUGUAGGUAGUGCAAUCUUUUUUAUUUGUGUUAUUUCACUUAGAAAAAGGAGGGGACGGGUAGGAUGAGGCAGGGAGUUAGUAUUAGAUUUUAGGGCCCGUGUCUGGAAAUUGGAAUUGGAAUUGGAAUUCUAACAUGACUGCUUUCUUUUUUUAGCCAACGAGAGAGAGAUAUUAAGGGGUAGUAUGGUUUAUUGGUAUGGCAUCAUUUGUAAUACAUCCAUCCAUAUACAUAGGGAUAGGGGCCGUGGACAUAUAUAGGAUAUAUGAUAAUAUUUAUUUGUAGCUUUUUUGCAGCAGAUUAAUGGAGGAUGCUUCAAAUGGAAUUUGCUUUGUUUUUUA
Molecule: messenger RNA, 1912 nt
Organism: Elaeis guineensis (African oil palm)
Lineage: Eukaryota; Viridiplantae; Streptophyta; Magnoliopsida; Arecales; Arecaceae
Product: GATA transcription factor 5
Biological process (GO): cell differentiation; regulation of DNA-templated transcription
Cellular component (GO): nucleus
Molecular function (GO): sequence-specific DNA binding; zinc ion binding
Source: RefSeq, a predicted model, not a curated record